AUGGAUGAUGUUUCUAAAUCAAAAUGGUUAAAGAAAGGAAAGCUACUGCGCUGGUUUUCUUUUUUCUCCUGUACCCAAGACCAAAGUAAACUCAAACAGGACUCUCGUAGUGAGGUGGGGAACAAUCUCAGUGGGGAGAAUAAGGUUUCCAGAGAUGAAAACAAGGAUCUGAGGAAAGAAAACAAAUUCCUGUGGCAGGAAAACCAGGCUCUCCGGAGGGAAAAUAAAGCCUUCCGGAUGGACAACCAGUUAAUCCGGGAGAGGAACCAGCUCCUGAGACAGCAGAACCAGCUACUCUGGAAGGUGCAGCGGCUGGUGGUGGCGAAUCAGAAACUCUCCGGGGAACAGCUCAGUGCCCUGGACACUGAAAGGAUGUCUUACUGGCAACAGAACCGAGCCCUGGAGGCUCAGAUCUCCGCUCUCAGGCUGCAGGAGCGAGCCUUCCAGAACGAGGCAAGAGCUCUGGAGGAGGAGAUCUGGUCCCUGCACGAGGAGAUCGCGGCCCUGCAGCACCAGGAGAGGACGCUCAGGAUGGAGGAGCAGGCGCUGAGGACCGAGGGCCUGGCUCUGGGGCUGGAGGAGCAGGCCCUGUGGAAGGAGGAGCAGGCCCUGUGGAAGGAGGAGCAGGCCCUGUGGAAGGAGGAGCAGGCCCUGCGAGAGGAGAACAAGGCGCUGAGGGAAGAGCGCAAUGCUCUGCAGGAGGAGGAAGCCGCCUUGCUUGAAGAGGCCAAGGUCCUGGAGGAGUGGAACAGUGUUCUUCAGGGAAAUCCCAGUAGCCUUGCCGGUUACGUGUACCAUGGGGACCUACAGCCUCAAGAGCUGGAGAUGCAAUAA
Molecule: messenger RNA, 834 nt
Organism: Jaculus jaculus (lesser Egyptian jerboa)
Lineage: Eukaryota; Metazoa; Chordata; Mammalia; Rodentia; Dipodidae
Product: coiled-coil domain-containing protein 70-like
Exons: 1
Coding region: 1-834 (277 amino acids)
Source: RefSeq, a predicted model, not a curated record